UCACAGCUGUCUUUCGUGGCAUCUCCUCUGCAUCUGGUAAAAUUACCACCAAGAUGUCCUGCCAGCAGAACCAGCAGCAGUGCCUGCCCCCUCCCAAGUGCCCCGCCCCCAAAUGCCCCCAGAAGAGCCCAGCACAGUAUCUACCUGCUGCUCCUUCCUGCUCUGCUCCCAGCUCUGGGGGCUGCAGUGGCCUCAGCUCCAGCUCUGAGGGAGGCUGCUGCCUGAGCCACCACAGGCGCCGCAGGUCCCACAGGUGCAGGCUCUGGAGAUCAGACUCCUGUGAUGGCGACAGUGGUCUGCAGUCUGGAGACUUUGGCUGUGGCCACAGCUCUGGGGGCUGCUGUUGACCUGAAAUCUGAUGCUGAGACAAAAGAUUUCAGAGGUUACAAGAAUCCCAAGAACCACGGAACAGUUUCAUCUUGAUGCAUCUUUCCAAUAUGUGCUGCCCUGGCUGUUGAUUUUUCCCAGUAGCUCUUUCUGUCAAAAAUAUCUCACACUAUUGCUGAGGAUUGUAUACUUCACUGUGCCUCACUCUGUCAAGAAAUAAAAACUUGCUAUU
Messenger RNA from Cavia porcellus (domestic guinea pig), 559 nucleotides. Its product is annotated as late cornified envelope protein 3A-like. The record is from RefSeq and is a predicted model, not a curated record. The coding region runs from base 54 to 347 and encodes 97 amino acids. Lineage: Eukaryota; Metazoa; Chordata; Mammalia; Rodentia; Caviidae. The transcript has 2 exons. Gene Ontology annotation, biological process: epidermis development.